AUAGUGGGGGUGAUGCUUCGCUUAUUUUAGUGGCGGUGAUCCGAUCCGUUCUCACCCCUAUCGCCCAAAUCCCCUCGAAGUUUCAUCGUUUUGGCCUCCCUUUUCGUUCUCUUUUUCCUUGAAUUCGCUUCGAGAGUUUGAGUUGGGAACGGAGAUGUCGCUUCGUUCGGUUUGAUCUCGAUAUCGAAGGUGAAACAGUUGCGGUGCGAUGGAUCGAGAGAGAGGGCCGACGUCCGACGACCAGCGGGUGGGCAGCCGAGGGGUUCAUUGGAAGAAUUACUAUAAGAACUUGUUACUUUUAGCAUAUCAAAGUUUUGGUGUAGUGUAUGGUGACCUGAGUACAUCUCCUCUUUAUGUUUACAAAAGUUCAUUUUCGGGGAAAAUGUACAAAUAUCAAAAUGAGCAGACGGUAUUUGGUCUGUUUUCCUUGAUAUUCUGGACAUUAACUCUGAUCCCAUUGCUGAAGUAUGUUGUCAUUGUCUUGAGCGCUGAUGAUAAUGGUGAAGGUGGAACAUUUGCUUUGUAUUCCCUACUCUGCAGACAUGCCAAAUUGAGUUUGCUUCCUAAUCAGCAAGCAGCUGAUGAGGAGCUCUCCACUUAUUACCGAAAUGGCCCCCGAAGUGUGAUUACUUCUCCACUGAAAAGAUUUCUUGAGAGGCAUAAAAAGCUGAGAACUUGUUUACUUCUUAUAGUGCUGUUUGGUGCCUGCAUGGUGAUAGGUGAUGGUGUCCUUACACCAGCAAUUUCUGUUUUAUCAUCUAUUUCUGGGUUACAAGUUCGUGCCAAGGAACUACAUGAUGGUGAGGUGGUACUGGUUGCUUGCCUUGUGCUAGUUGGCCUUUUUUCCUUGCAGCAUAGAGGUACUCAGAGGGUAGCGUUCAUGUUUGCACCUAUUGUUAUUAUUUGGCUUUUGUGCAUUGGUGUAAUCGGUUUGUACAAUACCAUUCACUGGAACCCCAAGAUAUAUCAUGCUCUUUCUCCACUCUACGUCAUUAAGUUCUUCCAGCAAACAGGCAAGGAUGGUUGGAUUUCUCUGGGGGGUGUUCUCCUUUCUAUCACAGGUACUGAAGCUAUGUUUGCAGAUCUUGGCCACUUCACUCAAGCAUCUAUAAGGGUGGCAUUUGUCGGUGUUAUAUACCCUUGUCUAGUACUACAAUAUAUGGGACAGGCAGCAUUUCUUUCUAAGAACUUCAAUAACAUAUCUACCAGCUUUUAUGCAUCUAUACCACAACCUUUUUUUUGGCCAGUUUUUGUGGUGUCCACUCUUGCUGCUAUAGUUGCUAGUCAAGCUGUUAUCUCAGCGACAUUCUCAAUUGUCAAACAAUGUCUUGCUUUGGGUUGCUUCCCACGUGUCAAGGUUGUCCAUACAUCAAGAUGGAUUUAUGGCCGGAUAUACAUACCUGAAAUUAAUUGGAUCCUCAUGGUACUUUGUCUUGCUGUGACAAUUGGAUUCCGCGACACAACCCUUAUCGGAAAUGCUUAUGGUAUAGCGUGCAUGACUGUCAUGUUUGUGACAACAUGGUUAAUAGCUCUUGUCAUGGUACUUGUGUGGCAAAAGAACAUCAUCUUCUCACUGUUGCUUCUUUUGUUUUUUGGAAGUAUUGAGGCGGUCUAUCUCUCCUCUUCACUUAUGAAAGUCCCCCAGGGAGGUUGGGCACCUUUGGUUCUCUCCUUUGUCUUCAUGGUCGUCAUGUAUGUGUGGCACUAUGGCACAAGAAGGAAAUAUCUCUUUGACUUGCAAAACAAGGUCUCAAUGAAAUGGAUCCUCACACUUGGCCCCAGCCUCGGAAUUGUUCGUGUCCCUGGAAUUGGACUCAUCUACACAGAAUUGGUUACUGGAGUACCAGCUAUCUUCUCCCAUUUCAUAACCAACCUCCCUGCUUUCCAUCAAGUUCUAGUCUUUGUUUGCGUGAAGUCAGUUCCAGUCCCAUUUGUUCCACCAGAUGAACGAUACCUCAUUGGUCGGAUUGGUCCCAGAGCCUAUAGAAUGUACAGAUGCAUUGUUAGAUAUGGCUACAAAGAUGUACAAAAAGAUGAAAAUUUUGAGAACCUACUGGCAUUGAGCAUUGCCAAGUUCAUUCAGAUGGAAGCCGAGGAAGCAUCCUCUGGGAGUUAUGACACAUCGCCGGAAGGAAGAAUGGCUGUUAUCCGAACUUCUGAUACGACUGGCACAACAUUGGUGAUGAGGGAUGCUGAUCAGCUUGCAGGUGAGUCUACCAUGAUCAGGAGCAGCAAAUCAGAAACACUUCAAAGCUUGCAGUCACUAUACGAACAAGAAUCACCGAGUGUGAGCCGCCGGCGCCGUGUCCGCUUCGAGCUGCCUGAAACAGAGUACAUUGACCCUCAGGUGAAGGAGGAGCUACUAGCACUGGUGGAGGCUAAACAAGCAGGAGUUGCCUACAUAUUGGGACACUCUUAUAUAAAGGCAAGGAAGACUUCAUCAUUCAUGAAGAAGUUUAUCAUCAAUGUCGCCUACUCUUUCCUACGAAAGAAUUGCAGGGGCCCUGCAGUGGCUUUAAGCAUACCUCACAUCAGCCUUAUCGAAGUUGGGAUGAUCUAUUAUGUGUAAUCUGUUCUUAUUGCCAAACGUUUUUUAUGGCACCUGAGAGACAUGGUAGGUAUGUUUGCAGUGGUAGCAGAUGCCAAGGUCAAAUGGUCACUGCAAUGUUAGAAGGAUUAGAUGUUACAUGGGUCCAUAGCUCAACAUUGCCUGUGCAUAAAGCUUUAUAUGACUCUGUUUGAACAGGUGAUGGGAGUUGGUAAGAGCACAAUACAUGUGGGUGUCUUUUGUAGUGGCAUCACUAAUCCUAGAAAGAGCUACCAGAUUUGAUAAUUAUUUGACUUCA
Messenger RNA from Musa acuminata subsp. malaccensis (wild Malaysian banana), 2846 nucleotides. Its product is annotated as potassium transporter 7. Gene Ontology annotation, cellular component: membrane. The record is from RefSeq and is a predicted model, not a curated record. Gene Ontology annotation, molecular function: potassium ion transmembrane transporter activity. NCBI's taxonomy places the organism in Eukaryota, Viridiplantae, Streptophyta, Magnoliopsida, Zingiberales, Musaceae. Gene Ontology annotation, biological process: potassium ion transmembrane transport.